Molecule: messenger RNA, 9890 nt
Organism: Lepisosteus oculatus (spotted gar)
Lineage: Eukaryota; Metazoa; Chordata; Actinopteri; Semionotiformes; Lepisosteidae
Source: RefSeq, a predicted model, not a curated record
ACACAGCCCGUCUCCAUUUUCACUGGAAAUUUUCGGCGACGGAAAAUGCGUUAUUAUGACUAUUAUAAUUUCUUUCUCCCCGGACAGCACCCCAAUGAAAGCGCUUAUAACCCUGUACCGCUUUCAGCAUACAGAUAGGACUGCAGACAUUUAUUGAGAGCUGUAGAUUAUGUGACAGAUACCGCAGCGCCUUUAGAAAGCGGUACAGCUGCUGUAUUUUGUAUUCCAGUCACUGAGAUCUGCCGUAAGCAGAUCUGACAGCCUGGAUCAGCUGGGCGCUGUACGGGCCGAGAGGAAGGUGGUGAAUGGGAACGCCAGUAUCAACACUAGAGCGGUCUUUGCGGAGGGGGGAAACGCUCUUCAGCCCCAGUUUCUGCAACAGCGAGGAGCGCAGCUACAGACGCGAGAGAUCUUCACCCCGUUGAAAACCCCGAAGGCUGUCGACAAGGCAGUGUUUACGCAACCGAAAUCGUUUACAGUCAAGCGCUCUGUUGCCUCGAUGGAAGAAAGCUAGGUCUCAAGCAAGCCGCUUGAAGUGCUGUUUAUAAAUAUAUACUUUGUCUUCAGCACUAUACAGAAGCCACAGCAGUCCACAAAAAAACAAGCUGGGCAGCAGCGACGGCUGCGAAAUGAAGAUUUCUCUGACAUGGAAUUGCUCCUGAAGGUUUGGAAAAUGCCCGACUUGACUUAAAACGAAAACAUAUAGGCGUCAUUAGGGUGAGUUUAAAUGCGUUUUGCAGAGGGAAAGAGACUUGAUAUACGGGCUUUGAAGUGGGGCUCGCCUGUGCGUCACAGGUUUUAGGGGAAAUCGAUAGGUCUAGAACAAAACAGGGGCAAAAGAAAUCCUGAGAAGGGAAGAGGAUAUCUGAAGCAAUAUGGCUGGUGAGUGGGGUUGGGGGUGCCGAGAGGAGCUCGCCAAAGCCUCUGGAUGCUAGCUAUGGCAGAUGGCAACGUCUCUGAAGGCAUCAGCAGCAGUAUGAGUAACAAUAUCAAUAAUAAUAUCAAUCCGGACUCGUCCUCGGUGUACAUGUCCAAGAUGGAUGCAGUGAUCAUCCCUUACUCCGCAGACGUGCCCUGUGAUAGCAAUGGGCAGCGCAUGUGGUGGGCUUUUCUCGCCUCCUCCAUGGUGACUUUCUUCGGGGGUCUCUUCAUCAUCCUUCUCUGGAGGACUCUCAAGUACCUGUGGACUGUGUGCUGUCACUGCAACAUCAAACACAAGGAAGCACAGAAGAUUAACAGUAAUGCAGGUAAUCAAGCAGACGGGUCUGCCAAGGGUCCCGACGAGAAAGAGGAGACCCCAGCGAGCGAAGUGGGCUGGAUGACCUCUGUCAAAGACUGGGCUGGGGUCAUGAUAUCUGCACAGACAUUGACAGGCAGAGUUCUUGUUGUGUUAGUCUUUGCACUCAGCAUCGGAGCACUUGUAAUAUACUUCAUAGAUUCUUCUGACCCCAUAGAAUCCUGUCAGAAUUUCUACAAAGAUUUCACAUUACAGAUCGACAUGGCUUUCAACGUAUUCUUCUUGCUUUACUUCGGCCUGCGAUUCAUUGCAGCCAACGAUAAGCUGUGGUUCUGGCUGGAGGUGAACUCGGUGGUAGACUUCUUCACUGUCCCGCCAGUGUUUGUGUCUGUGUAUUUGAACAGAAGCUGGCUCGGUUUAAGGUUUCUAAGAGCCUUAAGACUGAUACAGUUCUCAGAAAUCUUACAGUUUCUGAAUAUCUUAAAAACAAGUAAUUCCAUCAAGCUUGUGAACCUGUUGUCUAUAUUCAUAAGUACAUGGCUAACAGCAGCUGGGUUCAUACAUUUGGUGGAAAACUCAGGGGACCCUUGGGAGAACUUCCAAAAUUCCCAACCACUUACUUAUUGGGAAUGUGUCUACUUGCUCAUGGUUACUAUGUCCACAGUGGGAUAUGGAGAUGUUUAUGCAAAAACCACCCUUGGGCGCCUUUUCAUGGUCUUCUUCAUCCUUGGUGGUUUGGCCAUGUUUGCCAGCUACGUCCCUGAAAUCAUAGAGUUAAUAGGAAACCGCAAGAAAUAUGGUGGUUCCUAUAGUGCGGUAAAUGGAAGAAAGCAUAUUGUGGUCUGUGGUCAUAUUACACUUGAAAGUGUAUCCAACUUCCUGAAAGACUUCCUGCACAAGGACAGGGAUGAUGUCAAUGUAGAAAUCGUUUUUCUCCAUAAUAUUUCCCCUAAUCUUGAGCUGGAAGCCUUAUUUAAACGACACUUUACUCAGGUGGAAUUUUAUCAAGGAUCUGUUCUCAACCCCCAUGACCUAGCCAGAGUGAAGAUAGAGUCAGCAGACGCCUGCCUAAUUCUGGCUAAUAAAUACUGUGCAGAUCCCGAUGCUGAAGAUGCAUCUAACAUCAUGAGGGUAAUCUCCAUCAAGAACUAUCAUCCAAAGAUACGAAUAAUCACGCAGAUGUUACAAUACCACAAUAAGGCCCAUCUGUUAAACAUUCCGAGCUGGAACUGGAAAGAAGGGGAUGAUGCAAUUUGCCUUGCUGAGCUGAAGCUGGGCUUCAUUGCGCAGAGCUGCCUGGCUCAAGGUCUCUCAACAAUGCUAGCCAACCUGUUCUCCAUGAGGUCAUUCAUCAAGAUUGAAGAGGACACCUGGCAGAAGUACUACCUUGAAGGAGUAGCCAAUGAAAUGUAUACAGAGUAUCUGUCUAGUGCCUUUGUGGGCUUGUCCUUUCCUACGGUUUGUGAACUGUGUUACGUGAAGCUGAAGCUGUUGUUGAUAGCCAUCGAAUACAAGUCUGAUAAAAGGGAGAGCAGAAGCCGAAAGCGCAUCCUUAUUAACCCUGGGAACCAUGUGAAGAUGCAAGAAGGUACCUUAGGAUUCUUUAUUGCCAGUGAUGCUAAAGAAGUGAAAAGGGCAUUUUUCUACUGCAAAGCUUGUCAUGAUGACAUCACAGAUCCCAAAAGGAUUAAAAAGUGUGGCUGCAAAAGGCUAAACGAUGACGUUAGACCGACUUACCAAAACCGGUCUUACAAAUUCAACAGCAGCGCUGCAGCUAAAGCUCUUCUCAGUGCAGUGCCCUUUGAAGACGUGGCUGAGCCCGUUCCUCUAGUUAAUAACCGCAAAGGGAGCCUGUACCUGCCCAGGCUCAGCCUGCUGAGCCCAGGUGACCCAGGCUGGGAGGCGCCCAGCAGGUUGCAGCGAGCGCGCAGCCUGCCUGUGAAGUACCGAUACCAUCCCAGUAGCUCCAUGGCGAAUCACAGCCCCUUCGAAGACGAGCAUCCAUCAACACUGUCACCUAAAAAAAAGCAGCGAAAUGGAGGCAUGCGAAAUUCACCCAACUGUUCACCCAAAAUGAUGAGACAUGAUCCUUUACUCAUCCCGGGAAAUGAGCAGAUCGAGAACAUGGAUGUCAGUGUGAAGAAGUACGACUCCACAGGGAUGUUUCACUGGUGCCCAUCCAAAGACAUAGAGAAGGUUAUCCUGACUCGAAGUGAAGCGGCCAUGACUGUUCUCAGUGGGCAUGUAGUUGUCUGUAUAUUUGGAGAUGUCAAAUCUGCUCUGGUGGGACUGAGGAACCUAGUGAUGCCUUUAAGAGCUAGUAAUUUCCAUUACCAUGAGCUGAAGCACAUUGUGUUUGUUGGCUCUUUGGAAUACCUUCGACGAGAGUGGGAAACACUGCAUAACUUCCCCAAGGUUUCCAUCUUGCCUGGUACGCCAUUAAGCCGGGCUGAUUUAAGGGCUGUCAACAUCAACCUCUGCGACAUGUGCGUUAUCCUGUCAGCCAAUCAGAACAAUAUCGAUGAUGCUUCGCUGCAGGACAAGGAAUGCAUCUUGGCGUCACUCAACAUCAAAUCUAUGCAGUUUGAUGACAGCAUUGGUGUCUUGCAGGCUAAUUCCCAAGGGUUCACCCCUCCUGGAAUGGAUCGGUCAUCUCCAGACAACAGUCCAGUCCAUGGCUUGGUCCGUCAAGCCUCUGUAACAACAGGGGCCAACAUCCCCAUAAUUACUGAACUAGCUAAACCUGGCAAACUACUGCCGUUGGUUUCACUCAGUCAGGAAAAAAACAGUGGAACCAACAUUCAAAUGAUAACUGAACUGGUGAAUGACUCCAAUGUUCAGUUCCUGGACCAAGACGAUGAUGACGAUCCCGACACAGAGCUGUAUUUGACACAGCCCUUCGCCUGUGGAACUGCGUUCGCUGUCAGCGUGCUAGACUCCCUAAUGAGCGCGACAUACUUCAAUGAUAAUAUCCUCACGUUGAUACGGACGUUAGUAACAGGGGGAGCUACUCCUGAGCUGGAGGCCCUUCUGGCGGAAGAGAAUGCCCUGCGAGGUGGCUAUAGCACUCCACAGACGCUUGCGAACAGGGACAGGUGUCGGGUUGCACAGCUAGCACUGUACGACGGUCCCUUUGCCGACUUGGGGGAUGGUGGCUGCUAUGGUGACCUGUUUUGUAAAGCAUUGAAAACAUAUAAUAUGUUGUGCUUUGGAAUUUAUCGAUUAAGAGAUGCACAUCUCAGUACACCGAGUCAGUGUACAAAACGAUAUGUUAUCACAAACCCCCCUUACGAGUUCGAGCUGGUCCCCACGGAUCUCAUCUUCUGUCUGAUGCAGUUCGACCACAACGCGGGCCAGUCCCGGACCAGCUUGUCCCACUCCUCCCAUUCCUCGCACUCUUCCAGCAAGAAGAGCUCCUCCGUUCACUCAAUCCCCGCCACCAACAGGCAGAACCGCAGCAAGGCCAGGGACUCGCGGGAGAGGCAGAAUGCAACAAGGAUGAAUAGAAUGGGCCAAGAAAAGAAAUGGUUUACAGAUGAACCUGAAAAUGCCUAUCCGAGGAACAUUCAAAUCAAGCCCAUGAGCACGCACAUGGUCAAUCAAGUUAAUCAAUAUAAAUCUACAAGCAGCCUGAUUCCACCAAUCAGAGAAGUUGAAGAUGAAUGCUGAGGUGGAAAGCUGGGACAUUCUCUUGGAAAGAUGGUAGUGAUGAGAUGCAGCAUUGUUCCUACCUUAUUUGUUGUACAUCUGACCAAGGAUUGAGGAGUUAACAGUUGACCAGAAACUAGAGGGGACCCUCUUAUCUGUAAACCUUUAAUGUUACUUCCAUGCUUUUGGACAAUGUUUUAUUUAUAAAUAUAUAUAUAUAAAAUAUAAAUAUAUAUAAAGACAAUCAAAUAAGCAUUGUACAGCCCCUAGCACUUUUAAAAUUAUUUUUGUCAUUAGUAGACAGAAAAAUGAAAUUUACUUCCACUAAUGUUUUGCAAUAGUACACCUUUCAUGUGGCCAGACUCCAUGUUUCCCUAUUUGUUGGAGAAUGAGGGUCACUAAAGCAAGAAUAACAAUGAAAGUUUCCAAAGAAUGCCACAAUUUACAUGUUAAUUAAAUGCUUUUUUGUUUAAUAUUGCAAAUCCCAUUUCUACUUCUUUUGACUAUUUGCACUAAAUAAAAUCAUUUUUUUAACUAAAUACAAACAAGCAGAUGUGCCCUGAAACAGUGAAGUCCUGGUGAAAGAGUCAGCAUCUCCUCAUUAGAGGGUAGGGGAGACCCAGAGUAAGGAUUAUAUAGUUGUGCUUUAUUGGUAAGGUAGUAAACUAGAGGACUGCAUAUAAUCUGAUAGGCAUAUACUGCCAACCCCUGGUAUAAUAAUCUGUAUACAUGCAUUCCCAGAUUUUACAAAAAUAAACAUAAAUUGGUAACAAUUUUUGAUUAGAAAUGUCAAUCUAUUGAUUGAAUCACAGCUAGAGAGAAGUGAUCAAUACCAGACCUGUCCUCUCAAUGCCUGGGUGUGAACUGCACUAUAUGCAGUAUAGAUUUGAAUUCUCUUUCAGUCAACAUGUGGCUUCUUGUCAAGGUAGGACUCCACAUCUGGCCCAUGCACAAAUGUCCUUUGUAUUGGCGAUUCAAGUGUAGUACCACACCCUGUAUAUUUCCAUCUCAGUUGUGUGUGGGUUUGGAAAACAUUUUCGUACAACCCUAACCCCUCCAGUGUGCAGGACACCAAUGCAUUUCACUACUUUGACAUGAGAGCCUCAAGCUCAUCUGCAGUUCAAUCUCCUUGGAAAUAAAGAGUUUUCCUGUUUAUAGUUUUAGCUCUCACCCAGGCAUGCAGGACAAUCCAGACAGACAACAGGUCUAUCUAGGUCUAGACUGGCAAUAUAGGAUCUAAUAAACACUGGCUGUUGGAAACAAUUUUCUAGCUAAAUACCCAAUAUGGUUGAACUGUUCAAACUAAAACUUAAAUCUUAAGAAGAGAACUGUAAAAAUGAGAAGCAGCCAUUAAGUAAACAUGGAGCAUAUGAUGCAAUUAAAUGUCAAGAGUUGAGAAUGAAAAAAACGCCAUACUAAAGAAUGCCAGAAAUCUUUAAGAGACUGCUGUUUCCAAGGGAUACAAAUAAAUGUGCCACGUAUUGCUUUCAGUGGGCAUCUAUGGGUCUUUCCUUGGCCAUAACCACUGCUUGGUACAGUGUUGGCAUGGAGGCAGUUAGCACUUGGAUGUUCUUCAUGACCAAUUAUGAUGCCAUAGCCUACAUGGGCAAAUGUACCUGCCUGCUAGCUAUUCCAGAAGCAGUACAACCAUAUUUGGAGAACUAGAACCAAUUGUCAUGAUAAGUACCAGGGAAUGCAAGGUGCAGAUUAUUUUGCUAGAAUCUGGUGUUUUGCCACAUAUGCUUUCCCAGGUUAAUACAAUUCAUGCAGGUCACCCUCUCGGUAGCAGAGUCCUGAUGUCAAGAAUGCGGUAUACGGUUGAAGUGUUCAGAUGUUCAUCCGAAUACAAACGUUAGGAAUUGUUUGGAAAGUUUUUACAUGUCUGUCCUUAUUUUAUAUCCAUAUCACCACAGAUUUCAAUUUUGUAUUUCUUUUUGUUUUCAUAAGAUCUCUUAAACUUACAGGCUACCAAAAGAAGUUAUACUAAAACCACACAUAAAACUAAAUAGACGGAGGGGCAUUCAGAAGGCAGCAAUCGCCACUGGAUCCAGUUCUCGUCUGUUGAGUUUUUAAUGCUUCUCUGUACCAAUUCCAAUAAUCAGAUGGAUGCAGUUUCACCAUGACAGACAGAUUUGACCUCAAGAUCCUUUUUCCCCCCUAAGCUAUCUAAAUAUUUAACAAUCUACUGCAAAAAAGAAAUAUAGAUAUCUCGGUAGAUACAUCCUACAAUCUGUUAAGUAGUUGCAAUUCAAAGAACUAUACAGUACGAUUUGGUUUUGAGUGCUGCUUAAGCUAACAUGGGCUGCUUUUAUAUUCUGCAAAAAUAUUCUUUAUUGGCAAGUAAAAAUUCAAAUAUAUAUAUAUAUGAAUGAGAUUACAUAUUUGAUUAAGUAUACAGUAAUAUGACACCAAGUUUAAAAUGAUGUAACCCAGACAAAAUCAUGACGUGUGCAUGCAGAUGAAACAAAAAUGAUUUAAGAUGUCUGCAACUACUCUUUUUUUGUUACAAGAGUAGAAUUCAAUUAUUUCAUUAUGGAUAUUUGACCUAAAUUAGGUCUCAUUAAAGGAAGAACACACUUAAACAUUACCAUUUGCAUAUACAUAUAUAUAUUGCUCCACAAAGAAGAAGCAGAUCCUGCCACAGAGAAACCAUUAGAGUACCCCAGGGUCAGAAGCAGUUAAAAAAUCAUUAAGAAAUUUAUUGCAAUCUUUCCAUCAUUGGAUAAAGGAAAAUACAUAGCAGGUUAAUACGCUGUGUAAAAUCUGUCCAUUCUGGAUCACAAUUUUUAAGCAAAACUAUCUCAGCUUUAAUGUCUGUCUACUGGAUGCGGUAUGACUAUUUCAAUACUGUAACCACAUAGGCUUUGUUCUGGAGUGAAUUUUUGAAUUGUGAUUACAUUGUUGUUACAUUUUGUAGCAAGUAGAGUUAUAUAAAAAUGUGAAUAUAAUGUAUGUAUAAUUGGAUUGUUGAUAAUAUACUUGCUAGCCUGAAGAGUCAACAAUUUAAAAACUGUUUCCCACUUUAUGUCUGAAAAAAAACAAUCAUUGGAAGCAAAGCUUUUCAUUUACAAUAUACUUUUAGUUGACUUAAUUUUUACUUGUAAUCCUUUUCCUGUAAUGAAAUUCGGUAGAAAGCAUCAAAGAGAAAUAUUUUCAUUUCGAGGCUGUUAUGACAAAACAGGCCAAUACAGAGAAUGACGUUAAAAGGGUAACUAGUUUUGUACAGCUAAGUACUUCACUGUUUACAUUCCAUUUGGUCUAUUAUUCAUUUCAAAGUGACAUAAUAUUCACAUAUCGUGAUGUUUAGAACAGUUUCAUUUGUUUUUAUUAAUUUUAAGAAGGAUCCUGAGAUUUAGAAUCUCUCUAAUUUUUGCAAUUUUAAAAAGGUAAUAAUAUAACAAAAACAGCAACAUUCCAACUGGAACGUCUGAAAAAAAUAAAGAAAACAAUUACGUGUUUUUUAUUUCUUUUAUAGUAAGUCACCUACACCAUUUUCAGUGACACCCUAACAAAGGGUUUGCUGCGUUUAAAACGAAUAUGAUCUGGCUCAUUUGAUUUUCUGAUGCAAGUCUCCCAUUGUGGCUGAAAGUCAUCAGUGUGCACAUGCACAGACGUCAUGUUGGCGACGUGACCAGCCAGACACAUCCGUUUCACACAAGUGGUAAGGGAGGUUUUAUUUUCUUUUUGCAAUAAUUUCCUAUGUUAACAUAUUUGGCACGGGACAUUGGCUGGGGGAAAUGUGUUUACUGUACCUCAGCAAUGUUUCCUGAAAGUGUUGAGUCUUCACACAGUACAACCCCUCCGGAGAAAUGGAAUAGGCCAUUUUCUCCCAACAUUCACACAAGUUGCCCCUGACGUACCUCAGGAUGGUGACAGUUGCCAUGAAGAGUGCUUCAUCUAGAAUUCCAGAACAUGCACCCUCAACAGAGCAAAGGCAUUAUGGCAUCAUAAAACUGGCAUAGAGAACAUCCAAGCCUGAACUGCCUCUAUGCCAAUUCUGUACCAGGCAGUGUUUGAGGCAAAGGGAAGAUCAAAGAAGACCCACUAUAGCAAAAAGUGGCUUCAUGAGAGAUUUAGUGGUCCUGCUGAAAAAAUGUUUACCGUUCAACAGUGUUUAAUACAAGUUUAUUUUCAGUUUCCAGAUUGGAUAUUGUAUGAGGAAAAAUGGCUGGUUCUCAUUUCUGCUAAGGGACUUGACCUUUGGAUAUGAGGCUUUAAAAGCUUUAACAAUUUUUAGACAGCAAAAAUUAAAUAACACGAUUAGAUGCUUCAUGGCAAAUUACCACACUCGCAUGUGACAUUCUCUUCAUGAAUAAUGUUACAAUCAAGUUCUCAAUUUUAUUAUAUGUUUUUAUUUUAUCAUCAACAUUCACCUGCACUUUUUUUCUGUAAAAUAUUCAGAAGUCAUUGUUUGAAGAGCUACACUCUGAACUUAUGUCCUUCCACUCAUUUUAUCACCAAAAAAUAAACACAUCUUUCACAAUCUACUCUACAGGCCUUGGUUCUGUGCACUGCUUCCGUUUUGCACACUGUGAGGCUUCUUGCUGUAUUAACAUCAUUGCAAACAACACUGUCCUUUGAUAUAUGGAUGGACAGGCUGGUAGAUUUUGAACACAAAACCUUUGGGGGGUAAAUACAGUAAAAGUCUUAAGCAAACUGAUAUUGCACCUCUGGGGCAAUUUUAGGCUAAAACAAAAUAAAAUGCAAACCACAUUACACUCGGCCCUCUUGGUAAAACAGUUCUUGAUUUUACACAAUACAAAGAAUUCCGUGACUCAUGUUCAUUACAGGAAAAGGAACUGUAACAUAACCGUAUCAUUUAUUUUGUUUGGUUUAAGCGAAAGGAUAAUGGGAGAAACUGAUGGUGCUGCGAUGAUCUACCUGACUCUGUCAUAUAUGAUAUCCAGUGAUAAAUAUAUUGUCUUGUACAAAAAGUUUGUACAUAAAUUGUACAUGGUUUCAUUUUGUAUUUUCUCAAAUUAAAAUUGAUGUAUUUGUGUUCUAA